Molecule: messenger RNA, 2605 nt
Organism: Apus apus (common swift)
Lineage: Eukaryota; Metazoa; Chordata; Aves; Apodiformes; Apodidae
Gene: GPR135
Product: G protein-coupled receptor 135
Exons: 1
Coding region: 1-1266 (421 amino acids)
Biological process (GO): G protein-coupled receptor signaling pathway
Cellular component (GO): membrane
Molecular function (GO): G protein-coupled receptor activity
Source: RefSeq, a predicted model, not a curated record
AUGGAGCCGGCGGCGGGCGGGCCGGGGAACCUGUCCCGCGGCGGCAACAACAACGAGAGCGGCGGGGCGGUGCCGGCGGGCCCGGCGGGGUGGUCGGUGGCGGCCCUGGCCUCGCAGGCGCUGGCGCUGCUGCUGAUCUUCGCCCUCUCGGCGCUGGGCAACGGGGCCGUGGUGCUGGUGAUCGCCCGGCACCGGCAGCUCCGCACGGUCACCAACGCCUUCGUGCUGUCGCUGUCGCUGUCGGAGCUGCUGGGCGCCCUGCUCUGCCUGCCCUUGGCCUUCCUCAGCCUGCUCAGCCGCCCGCCCGGCGCUUGGCUCUUCGGGCAGCGCCUCUGCCUGGCCAGCGCUGCCCUCCACGCCGGGCUGGGCAUCGCGGCCACCCUCACCAUGGCCCUCCUCUCCUUCGACCGCUACUGCGCCAUCGUCCGCCAGCCCCGCCACAAGAUGGGCCGCCGCCGCGCUGCCCAGCUGCUGGCCGCCGUCUGGCUGGCCGCCCUGGGCCUGGCCGGGCCCUGGUACGGGCUGGCGGGCGAGGGGCGACGGGAGGCCCGGCCCGGGGCUUAUCGCUGCGUCUACGUGCUGCCCUGGGGCUCGUCCCGGCUGGGGCCGCCUUACGGCGCGGCCCUCAUCGUGCUCUGCUACCUGCUGCCCUUCGCCCUGAUGUGCUUCUGCCACUACAACAUCUGCCGGGCGGUGCGGCUGGCCGAGAGCCGCGUGCGGCCCCUCACCACCUACGGGCACCUGCUGCGGGCCUACGGGGAGAUGCGCACGGCCACCACCGUCCUCAUCAUGAUCGUCUCCAUCAUCUGCUGCUGGGGGCCCUACUGCGUCCUGGGGCUGGCCGCCGCCGCCGGGCGCCUGCCCUUCUCACCCACCAUGGACGCGGUGGCCAGCGGGAUGGCCUGGGCCAACGGCGCCAUCAACCCCCUCAUCUACGCCGCCCGCAACCCCAACAUCUCCCUGCUGCUGCGGCGAAGCCGUGAGGGCGGCUACAGGACUAGGAACAACGUGGCAGCCUAUCUGUCGGCCCCGGGACACCGGCUGGAGCCUCGGCGCCGGGCCGAGCGCGUCCGGGAGCGCUACCUGAACCGGCACGGCGGCCCCCCGGGCAGCGCCCCGUCCUCCUCCAGCCCCGCCAGCGGGGGAGAGGUGGCCAUGUGGGCCUGCAGGAACCCUGCCGUGCUCUUCUGCCGGGACGGGCACCCGGACACCGCCUCUGAGGCCGCCUUGCAGGCCAAAAAAGACACUGCCAACACCAGCCUCUGAAGGGAUGGGGCUGCGGGAUGGAAGCCUUGGGUCCCGGGGUGGUCUCCCUGAGGAAACGCGGGGAGCCCUGGUGCUUGGACUGCUAGGAGAGCAGAGAGACGGGACCGCGUGAGCCACCGUGUGGGUUCUUCUCCAUGGCGUGUGCUCUGCUUUGGCAACCCAGUCUACGAGCAGCGGGAGCUCCACAGGGAAAGGGAUUUCCCCUUCCCUUGCAGCAGGCCUGAGGCUCUGGUGAUAGCCUCCAAGCCCAGCCCAGCACAAGAGCUUGACUGCAAGAACAAAGCAGUGCUUGCUCCAGUCCUGCAGAAGGUGGUGCCACAGUGGAGCUGAGAGACACACAAAUACAGGCCAAACUGACUGACUGACUUGACUGACUGUGGAGCUGUUAAGUGCCAAAAAAGCUGAGCACUGGCAGCUGGGAGACACUCUGAAAACACCACACUGUGAAAACCACAGGAAAAUGUUGCUUUAACCCAUUGUAUGUGGAAAUGUUGAUAAGUCAGACAGUCACAGACUGUAGGAUGGGCUAAACCAGUGAUUAUUUAAAUUACUUUCCCCCCCCCCAAACUCCCAGGCAUAACAAAGCAGUAAUUGUUGUGACAGGGAAGAUGGGUGGUAAUGGGAGGGAAAGCAACAUGAAAUUUCCUUUGUCAGAAUUGCAGCAGCUUUUUACAUUUUUUUUGCAGGUACAGUCAGCUCAAAAUACGAGGCAUGAGAGUUUACCAGGCAGACAGAGGAAAAGAGUGUGGGUGUAGCCUGUGGAAUCGCUGGGUUUGAGCACAAGAUGUGCAUUUUCUUUUUGAGCUCCUCCGAAGUGUCUCACGUCUACGAGAGUUUAACCAGGUUUAGAGGAGCCCUUGUGAGAGAGGCUGAAGGGAGGGGUAAAGCAAUACCAUGUGCUCUUUGUGUGCUCUGAAGUGGGUGAAAACGUGUUCUGUGCAGAGAGCAGAUACUCCUGGAUUCAUGGCAGCAAUCUGCUGCUGGAGUUGGGUAUUUUAAGACCACCUCUUUCUGCCAUUGAAAAAAAUGAAAAUGGCACAAUGGAAGUGUGAUUCUGUGGCUUAAAUUCAGAUGUAUUUAUCAGUAUAAUUUUAUUUUUUUUUUUUUUUUUGCCCAGAGGCCUAAAGCCUUAAAUUGGUGUUUUGAGCCAGAAACUAGGAUUGAGCCUUCCUGUAUCUUUGCCAGAGUUCAGUGUGAAAGACCAGCGUGUUAUUCUUGCACAAGCUUUAAAAAUCCACUGUUACUGUUUUACCAGCUUUCUCAAGUGUUUGUGACCCCAGUGAAUGUAUGACCAUUAUUUUGUAAGUGAGACAAGAAAUAAAUUGUCUUUUAUGCGGGA